Messenger RNA from Pogona vitticeps (central bearded dragon), 1197 nucleotides. The record is from RefSeq and is a predicted model, not a curated record. NCBI's taxonomy places the organism in Eukaryota, Metazoa, Chordata, Lepidosauria, Squamata, Agamidae.
CACACAGGAAGUAUAAUGAAACUUGUAUUUUCUCCACGUACUCCUGUGUCUUCAACAGCUGGGAAAGAGGCUGACCUUCAGCACUCCCUCUGCAGGGGAUCUGCCAUUGCAAAAAUUAUAGGUCAAAAUAUCCAGAAAUCCAUGAAGUUUGAUCCCAUCAUAAAGAUGUGGAUAUUUGAAGAGACAGUCAAUGGACGGAAACUCAGUGACCUUAUUAACCAAGACCAUGAAAAUGUGAAGUAUCUCCCAGGCCAUAAGUUACCUCACAAUGUGGUUGCCAUACCUAAUGUGCGAGAUGCAGCAAAUGGAGCAGAUAUCCUCAUUUUUGUUAUACCUCAUCAAUUCAUCCCUAAAAUUUGUGAUGAUCUUAAAGGUCAUGUAAAAACAGGAGCCAUUGGGAUUUCACUCAUUAAGGGUAUAGAAGAAACCCCAGAUGGACUGAAACUCAUAUCGGACAUUAUUCGAGAGAAACUAAAGAUUGAAGUCAGCGUGCUCAUGGGGGCCAACAUCGCGAAUGAAGUGGCAGAUGAAAUGUUCUGUGAAACCACCAUUGGUUGUAAAAAUCCUGAUAGUGGGAAGCUUUAUAAAGAAUUAAUGCAAACCCAAAAUUUCCGAAUUACUGUGGUGGAUGACUGUGACACCGUGGAGCUCUGUGGUGCCUUAAAAAACAUUGUGGCUGUUGGGGCUGGCUUCUGUGAUGGCUUGGGCUUUGGUGACAACACCAAGGCUGCUGUGAUUCGUCUGGGCCUGAUGGAGAUGAUUUCCUUUGCAAAACUUUUCUGCAAAGGCCCUGUUGCAAUAGAGACGUUUCUGGAAAGUUGUGGGGUUGCAGAUCUAAUUACCACAUGCUACGGUGGACGGAACAGGAAGGUGGCAGAAGCGUUUGCCUGUGGGGGAAAAACAAUUGAAGAGCUGGAAAAAGAAAUGUUGAAUGGGCAAAAGCUACAGGGACCCCAAACAUCAGCUGAGGUCUACAAAAUCCUGAAGCAGAAGAAAAUGGUUGACAGGUUUCCGCUGUUCGUAAAUGUCUACCUGAUCUGCUAUCAAGGAAAGUCUGUCAAGGAGUUCAUCACAUGCCUGCAGAAUCAUCCACACCACAUGUAAGAUGAGGCUAUGGCUUACCCUAUACCUCUCUGCUCAAGGCUUCUGGCAGUUUCAUUCUGAUGAAUAAAAGCAAGCAAAACGAGAUAAUUUUUA